GCUUAACCCAGGCCAGCGUUUCUUUCAAUCUUCACCCCAAACUACAGCUCCUCCCCCCUCCCCUGCAUGGGUGCUGUAUGAGAUGGAGCUGGAGGGGUGCAGGGUGAGGUGCCCCCACUCCUGUCACCCACCAGUUUCACUUAGGGACCCAUGAGGUCACUGGUUUCUCAGCAGUCAUCAGCACCUAGGAAACAAGAAAAUGGAACUGCAGAAAAAAGGAUAGGGGGCAGAGAUCCCGACAGAGAUGAAGUCAUGGUAAAUCUGCUCCCACUGUGCUGAAAAGGGACCUGACAAGGAGAGGAAGUCUGCAGAUAGCCCACACCACCACCACAACAUGACUUUCACCACGGUGCUGCAUGUCACAGCUCUGCUCCUGCUGCAAGGAGCUGACAGUGAAACCAUAACUCUACAGGAAGGAGAGGACCUGAACCUCAGCUGUACCCUCAGAGGUGACGGCAGAGCCACCAGGCAGUGGCUAAACCCCCGUGGGUUUACCAUUUUCCUUGACAAUCACUUGGCCUUAAAAGAUCAGAGGUACAAACUUAUCCAUUAUUCAGAGGAUGAACUGUCUAUCAGACUCUCUAAUGUAACGGUGGAUGAUGAAGGCAUAUAUAAAUGCUUCUACUACAGCACACCAUUUAAAAGCAAGAUGACAACUGUUGAGGUGCUCGCUGUUCCUUCUAAGCCUGUACUGCAAGUAUCCCGAGACACAGAAGGAAGCAUUACACUGUCUUGCUGUACCCAAGGAGGUAAACCACAACCCCAGAUUACCUGGCUGUUGAAUAAUGGAAUACAGCUUCCUGGUGACACCAAGCACAAGUUAGAAGCUGACGGGAAGAAAUGGACCACAACCAGCACUCUCACAGUUCUGGCAUAUGGGCCCAACUCAACAGCCAGCUGCCUCAUUCACCACAAAGCACUGGGAGAAGGGAAGCUCACAGCGCCUUUCCAGUUCGAGGACGUUGCCAGGACAGUGACAAAUACAACUCCUGUGUCAACUACACUAGAGGUGGAUACGUAUAUCUCUGAGUAUACACAGCCUACAGUGACCACAGCGGAGUCAGAUCUGAACAGCAAUACAGACUUCUCUCCAAGCUACCCACAACGGAAUGGGCCCGAAGCAACAUCAGCUGCAGCAGGAGAGCUGUCUGGUACCUCUGCUCACCACAUCCCUAAUGGCACUGAAACAGCACUCAGUGGCACAGCCAGAGCACUCAAUGGCACAGAUGGAGCACUCAAUGGCACUGUCACAGAGCAACUUUUCAGGACAGAAGUCUUCUUCCCAAGUGAAAACAUAACUGUGACUUCCAUCAUCACCUUUGAACAAGAUGUGAAAUCUGAAGGCAUGAGUAAGAAGCAGAAAGAUUUCCUGCUGCCACUCUUGGUGGCAGUUCUCAUUGUCAUGCUGCUCAUCAUCGUAGUGCUUUUCACAAGGAAGCUGAUAAAAGCUCAUGGAGUUUGGAAGAGAGAAAAUGAUACUUCAGACCAGACUCUGGAGAGUUAUAAAUCCAAAUCUAACGAAGAAAGCCCACGCCAUGAGAAGAAUGGACAAGUUGUCAAUCAGAAGUCCAACGUGCAGUAUGUAACAGAAGGAUACGUGGAAGCAACACAAAAGAAUCCAAGUGAGAAAAAUACUACAAUACCUGAGGAACAGCUCGCAUGUGGAAAAGAAACAGAUGUGUAGUGAAGGGGUCAUCCUGGAAAGCCUAUUAAAUAUACAGAUACACCACUGUUUUCUGGACUCCAUGUUUCAGCAUUCACAAAUCAGUAGGAUUUCAAGGAGCAGACAUACAAACGGUCACCUGAAAUAAUAAAGACAAUUUGGAUUGUUUGCCUCUGAA
This is a messenger RNA of Coturnix japonica (Japanese quail), 1841 nucleotides long. RefSeq names its product cytotoxic and regulatory T cell molecule (gene CRTAM). The record is from RefSeq and is a predicted model, not a curated record. Lineage: Eukaryota; Metazoa; Chordata; Aves; Galliformes; Phasianidae. Gene Ontology annotation, biological process: positive regulation of natural killer cell mediated cytotoxicity directed against tumor cell target; detection of tumor cell; cell recognition. Gene Ontology annotation, cellular component: plasma membrane. Gene Ontology annotation, molecular function: signaling receptor binding.